CUUUGUACAUAUUGAAUUUAUGCACCAGUUAAGUUUUAUUUCAUUUGAUUUCUAAGAUAAAUUAUUUCUUGAAACUAUGUUGAAACAAGUGACUCCAGAGAAAGGCAUUUAUAUUAUAUGGCUUAGUGUAGCUUUAUCUCUUUGUUGGCCACUUCCUAUUAAUAGUACCAGAAAGCAAGUUGUGUGUAUAAAAAUUUUACAAAUCGGUACCAUUAUUAGCGCUUUCAUGAUACUUCUACCUCUAAUUUAUACGAUUUAUUUGAAUUUAGACAAUCUUAACAUAUUUUUUAAAUGUAUUUGUCUAUCAAUGGGUGUAUUUCAACAUAUUGUACAAACUACUACAUGCUUUAUAAAAUAUAAUACUUUACAACGAAUAGUCGAAGAAAUGAUGACAUGUAUUAAAGAAAUGCAAUUGUAUGAAAUUAUGUGUGCAUAUGUCGCGAAAUAUAAUAUUUUCUACGGAGGAACUAUUGUAUUAAUAUAUACAACUGCAACUGUUUUUAUAUUAGGACCAACGUUCUUACCAAUUACUUUUCCAUGGGAAACAGAAUAUCCAUUUCAAGUUAAUUAUACAUCUAGAAAUCUUAUUAUAUAUAUGCAUCAAUUUUUCUUCACUUAUCAAUGCGCUGCACAUAUAUGUGUAAGUAUAUUUGUGGCGCUUUUACUUUGGUUCACGUCCGCAAGAUUUGAAUGUUUAAUUAAGGAAUUACAAAAAACUACAAAUAUUGAAAUGUUAAUUGUUUGCCUUAAAAAACAAUUACUUUUGAGGAGAUAUGCAGAAGAUGUAGUGAAUUGUAUUCGUUUUAUAAUAUUUUAUACUAUGGCAGUAAGCACAAUUGUACUGACUUUAUCUGGUAUUAUAUUGAUUACAGUAAGUGAAAAUAAUGUAAUGCAUAGUACAUGAUA
Messenger RNA from Apis dorsata (giant honeybee), 906 nucleotides. RefSeq lists its product as uncharacterized. The coding region runs from base 77 to 904 and encodes 275 amino acids. The record is from RefSeq and is a predicted model, not a curated record. NCBI's taxonomy places the organism in Eukaryota, Metazoa, Arthropoda, Insecta, Hymenoptera, Apidae. The transcript has 3 exons.